ACUAUAUCUGAUCAGCAUGAGUCAAUUAGAUUCAGGGGAAAUGGCAGAAAGCAGUGUAGAGCAGUAUUGCAGUAUUUCAGAGGCAAUGAAACUGAUAAGCGUACCUUUCGACGGUGAUCGGAGAAAACUGAAAGAAUUUAUUGAUAACAUGUGGGUGUUAAUCCUGGGGAUAAUUGCUAACGGAGUAGCAGAGGGCGUAGCGCUCGACGUACGCAUUGAACCGGUUCAGAGUUCACCCGGGCUUUACUAUCAGCACGAGGCAGAUGCAAGAUUAUAUAACAGCGAAUGGAAGAUUGUGACUUACUUAAAUCUGAAGCAGGCCAGCGACAAUGUUGAUACUGUAAGUAAAUAUAUUGAACAGACUGUAGAAUUUUGCAGAAAGCAUGACGACACGUUAUGGCUAAAUUUGACAGAAUGCAGGACUAUUAACGAUGCCAACAGAAAGCUAAGGAACGUGAAGGAAAUGAGGAGCCUUGUUUCCCAGCUCACUAGGACCGAGAAGGUCGUUCCUAGACGCAAAAGAGGACUAUUCAAUUUCAUAGGACAGGUAUCACAUUCGCUUUUCGGGGUGUUAGACUCGGAUAAUGAAGAGUUUUACAACAGUAAAAUUACGCAACUCGAAGGGGAGCAGGCUGACUUAAUAAAGUUAUCACGGGAACAGAUGGUAGUUGUUAAGUCCACCCUAAAAUCUGUUAACAAAACAUUAAAUGAUGUUUCCAACAAUGAAUUAAUUUUGAAAAUGGGAUUAACAGAAAUUAAGGAGUUCAUUAACAAGGAGAACGGUCUGAUAAAGGAAAAGUAUGAGUACACCGCCAUGUUAGUGGCAUUGAACGACCAUGCUAUUCAGAUACAGAGAGCCUUAGAAGAAGUGAAGGAUGAGUACGACAUUUUGAUUCAAUCUUGCUUGAACGCGAAGCAGGGGAUCAUGCAACCACAGGUACUGUCGCCAAGCCGUUUGCUUGAAGUUUUGAAAUCCAGUCAGGAUGGAUUUCCCCGCGACUUGCAAGUACCAGUUACCCUGAGCGAAGCUUAUCUGUAUCAAUUAGUUAAUAUUGUAAGCAUAGAAGUAUAUAUAGUGGAUAGUAAUCUUUUAUAUGUAGUAAAGGUACCAUUAGCAACUCAUUAUAUAUUUGAUGUGUAUAAGGUCAUACCAUUUCCGAUGAAGGUUAAAGAUACCAUUAACAAAUUUACCUUCAUACAGCCAGAGAAAGAAUACAUUAUGUUAGACACUACAAAACAAUUUUAUGUAAGGUUACAUCAGAAUGACUUGGGAAUGUGUAAAAAGAUGAGUAACAGUAGAUUGGUGUGCAAGCAAAGUUUUCCCCUACAAGUCAGCCACACAAGCAGCGAUUGUGAGGCUCAGCUGUUACAGCCGGUCAGAGCUAUUCCAAAGAGUUGUGCACAAAGAAUUUUGGAAUUGAGGGAGACGCUCUGGACCCCACUAAGAGAUAAUUCAUGGAUUUUCGUGGCCCCCGUAACAGAUCAUAUAACCAUUAUCUGUCCAGAUCAAGCACCUUCCGAAAUUGAGGUAAAGGGUAGUGGAACGUUGAUGUUUCUUGCAGAUUGUACGGGAUAUGGUGAUAAGAUAAUGAUUAGAUCCCUCACCACGCACUCUGUGAACAGCACAAAGAAGGAUAUUAUUCCACCUUUACAAUUGGAGUUUGACUGUUGUGAGGCACCAUUUAGUAGAAUUAAUCUGAAUGAAUUACAGCUGGAGUCACCAAUAAAGAACAUACUCACUCACAAUGAUGAACUGGAAAUGGCCAGCUAUAAGAUUAAGGAAGUAGAAAGAUUAAUUGCAGAUCAGGAGUGGAAAAUGAAACACUCAAUAACUACAUCACGGUUGUCAAUACUAGCAACUAUUGGUUCUGUUGCAUUAGGGUUACUCAUAAGUGUGCUAUGUUGUUGCUGCUGUUGCAAAUGUUGCAGGAAAUGUUGGCCGAGGUUCCUGAAGUGGUUCACGGAUGGUGAUAACUGUAGAUCUAUUGUGUUUAAACCUAGGAUCAUAAAUAGUGUUCAUGCAUCCUCUGAUAGUCUUCACCGACGAGGUAUGACUCUUAGCCUCGCUACUAAUGUGAAGGACGCAGCUGAAUCAGAAGGUGACACAACUGAGUUGACCCCAAUGAAUAUUGUUGUAACCCCCAAAACAAGUAGGCCUAGCAGUAAGAAGUUAGCCGUAGGAAAAAGUUAAAUAACCAUAGGUUCGAAGAUUGGCUAAUAAAGAAUAAAUGAACCGUAUUAGCCAAUCUCCCUGAGGAAGGGAGGUGUCGUAUCCAGGGUUGCGAACCACAUAGUAAAAAAUCUCUGACAGUUUAGAGUAAUUAGUUAAGGAGAUUUAUGUGUUUAUCCGAAAGGGAGCCAAGGGAAGUUGUAUAUGUAUGGCGACCCUAAUAGGGAGUGAGUGACACAGACCAGCUUAGUCUA
Molecule: messenger RNA, 2424 nt
Organism: Cryptotermes secundus
Lineage: Eukaryota; Metazoa; Arthropoda; Insecta; Blattodea; Kalotermitidae
Exons: 2
Coding region: 17-2191 (724 amino acids)
Source: RefSeq, a predicted model, not a curated record